This is a messenger RNA of Cherax quadricarinatus, 2036 nucleotides long. The record is from RefSeq and is a predicted model, not a curated record. Lineage: Eukaryota; Metazoa; Arthropoda; Malacostraca; Decapoda; Parastacidae.
UAGUUGCACCAAUUUCUCAAAGUCUUGGCCUACCUCUGCUACCUGACACUACCACAGAAAAGCGGUCUUUUUGCUCUGAGCAAAGUCAUGGUAGCUCUCAACAUUCCUUCGACAAAGGUUGCAAAAUUUUUGCUGAUAUUUGGCUAGCAAUAACACAUGUCGAAGUAAAUGCAGUAAUGAGAGUGAAAAGAGCAAUCUUAUAUCAGCCAAACUGUCAGAGGAUGACAGGUUUUAUGAGAGAGCUGUAUAUAACACUCUCUGUGUGGUGAAGUGCAAGAAGAGCGUGCUUGGAUCACGCAUGGAUCGAUUAGUUGAGGGUAUGAUCAAUGAGGAUUUUGACAGGAGGAAGCCAUACGAUUAUCUUCAACUUUGCUACUUUAAAAUGGAUAUGUUUAAGAAGGCAGCAGAUGCAGCAGCCACAGUGUUGGCAGUGCAGCCAGAGCAUGAAGUAAUGAAGAGUAACCUGAAAUAUUACCUCGCUGAAGGUCCUGUCAAUGCUGAGGAAGUUGUUAAUUUGGAGCUUCAGGAGUAUGGUAAAGAAUACAUUUUGGGUAAUGUAGCAUAUAAUAAUGAGGACUAUAAGGCAACAAUUACUCACAUGGAAAAGAGUCUGUCUUUGUUUUAUGAAGCUUAUUCUGCUUGUCGUCAUUUGUGCGAAAACCCAUUUGAUCAAGGCUGGUUCCCAGACUUCAUUUCUUCACUUGCAAACCACUACACUUUCACUCUCCGCUGUAAGAGAAGAUGCACCUGGCAGCUCAGCAAUCUCUUUGGGGAAAUUAAGGAUGACUUCUUUUACUCAUAUUUUAAUUAUUUGCAGUAUUCUUACUACCAGGAGGGUGACACAAAGGCAGCGUGUGAAGCUGUAGCAUCCGCUCUCUUCAUCAACCCAGUAGAUGAAGUACAGCUGCGCAAUAAACAAUUCUUCAUUAGAGAUGAGGGUGCAUCUGAGGAUUAUUUUGUCCCUAGAAAGGAUGUUGUGGCCUUUAUUGAGAGGGAGGACUUUGAAGAGAGGUUAAUGGAAUUCAUCGAAACUAAUUUCCUCUUUCUGAAGGAUGAUGAAUUUGAAGAUGAUGAUGAUAUUGAUGCUAAGCUUCCACUUGGUAUACGAAAAAGCAAAAAAAUAAAAUCUUUGGAGCAUCGUAUAUCGGAGAAUGCCAAGGCUGCACGUAAACGAGCUGUGGAUCAGUUCAAAACUGUGUCACAGAUGGGGAUUCGUGUCAUUAUGACGGAGCGUGAACUGGGAGGACCUAAGAGGAUGGUUGCAGACGGCUUUGCAUCAGUUUUGGAAUGUAUGGUGUUAACUGAACUAACUAAGCUGGCAGCGGUGGAGGGAGAUGGUUACAAACACAGUUCAUCCCCACACACACCAGCUGAGAACUUUCAUGGUGUCACACUGGCGAGGGCAGGUUUGAUGGUACAUGCCAAUCUGAUUUCAAAGGAAGCUCUGGAGUUAAUUCUGAAGGUAACGGAGCGGUGUCGUGACUACCUGGAACGAUAUUUCAAUCUCAUCGACCCAUUAUACUUCGCCUUUACACACUUAGUUUGUCGCACUGCUAAACCAGAGAUGUCUGUAAACAGAUCGGCAUCUGACCUCAGCCAUGAAGUUCAUGUGGACAACUGUCUGUUACAAGAUUCUGGAGAAUGUCUUAGAGUCCCACCAGCUUAUACAUACAGGGAUUAUAGUGCUUUGUUGUACCUGAACGACGAAUUCCAAGGAGGCGACUUUAUUUUCACACACGAUAGAUCAGGCUUGUCACACCAGGCUGCGGUGCAUCCAAAGUGUGGAAGGAUGGUAGGCUUCUCUUCUGGUCCAGAGAAUCCUCAUGGUGUUUUACCUGUUCUUGAUGGCAGCAGAUGUGCACUUGGCAUGUGGUUUACCCACGAUGAAACCUUCAAAGAGUACGAACGUACAUUAGCUGAGAAACUACUGAAUAAACUAAAUAUUGAUACAUAAUUUGAUAUCGUCGAAGUUAGUUGAUAUCAAAAUGUACUUAAUGACUACAGUAUAAAUGACCAGUUUAUGGUGUUGGUGAAUA